Messenger RNA from Lathyrus sativus (Indian pea), 984 nucleotides. NCBI's taxonomy places the organism in Eukaryota, Viridiplantae, Streptophyta, Magnoliopsida, Fabales, Fabaceae. The record is from the annotation of a GenBank genome assembly.
AUGAAGAAGAAGCUCGAUACCCGUUUCCCUGCUGCUCGGAUAAAGAAAAUUAUGCAAGCAGAUGAGGAUGUUGGAAAGAUAGCACUAGCCGUGCCUGUUUUAGUGUCUAAAGCUCUAGAGCUAUUUCUGCAAGAUCUUUGUGACCGCACUUAUGAGAUAACUCUUCAAAGAGGGGCAAAAACCAUGAAUUCGUUGCAUUUAAAACAUUGUGUACAAAGCUAUAAUGUCUUUGACUUUCUGAAGGAUGUAGUCAGCAAGGUUCCUGAUUAUGGCCAUGGUCACGGCCAUACUGAUGCUGGUGGUGCUGAUGAUCAGGCCAUUCCCAAAAGAAGAAAAGCAGCAGGUGAUGAUUGUAAUGACAGCGAUGAAGAAGCUAAGAGGGGCAAGAUGAUUGAGUUGGGCCACCCUAGCCCUACUGGUAGGGGAAGAGGCCGAGGUAGAGGAAGAGGACGUGGUCGAGGUCGAGGACGGGCUAGUCUAAGAGAGGGACAUCAUUAUGAGACCGAGUUUGACCCCUUUCCUUCUAUUCAGCAAGUUAGCCAACAGAUUCCAGAUACAAAUGUGAUUAUACAUGAUAUCUCAGAGCCAAGGGAGUUACCAAAGGAGAAUAUUGUUGCUGCUGUUGAAAACUCCGACUCACUCCGUAAUAUUGAUCUGAAUGCCAAUAUGACCGAAAAUGAUGACAAAAAGGCCAGCACAGUUGCUAAUCUCACAGUCGCUAUUCCUGAAGCUGCUAAACCCGAUGCCGCUAAUCCUGCAGCUGCUAAUUCUGAUGCAGCUAAUCCUGAAGCCGCUAAUCCUGCAACUGCAAUUCCUGAAGCUGGGAAAACCACACUGUCUGAACCUGCUCCAGCAGACAGCAUGCAUCACGAAGAAAUUCCAGGGUGGUCCCUUUCUGAGGUGGACAAGAUGGCCAUUGAUACAAUGCAGCUUGCACAGCGAAUGGAAGAGGAUGAUGAAGAUUAUGACGAGGAGGACGAGUGA